Cyphellophora attinorum is the source of this 933-nucleotide messenger RNA. RefSeq names its product GDSL esterase/lipase. The transcript has a single exon. The record is from RefSeq and is a predicted model, not a curated record. Bases 1 to 933 code for a protein of 310 amino acids. Lineage: Eukaryota; Fungi; Ascomycota; Eurotiomycetes; Chaetothyriales; Cyphellophoraceae.
AUGAAAGCCACGACACUGCUCUUCGUCUUCAUCACUAUCGUCCACUGCAUCUUCGAAGACAGCACCCACUACCUAAGCAACAUGACUUCCAUUCCCACAAAAGCCUCUCCAGACAGUCCUGAACAAAGGCCGUCAGCCCAAUUCCUCCUCUUCGGCGACAGCAUAACCCAAUCCUCCCACCAAACCCUCAUCCCCCUCCUCAGCACCCUCUACUCCCGCCGCCUCGACAUCGUCAACCGCGGCCUCUCAGGCUAUACCUCCGUAGCCGCCGCACCACUACUGCCCCAUAUCUUCCCGGCACACUCUACGACCAAGACACCACUAAUGACCGUCUUCUUCGGCGCCAACGACGCCUGCCUACCCGGAAACCAGCAACACGUCCCCGUGGAGCAGUACGCUUCUACGAUCCGGAAGAUCAUACAGUAUCCCCUCAUCGCAAAGGGAGGCACGCAUGUCCUCCUGCUGACACCGCCGCCAAUCGACGAAUGGCAACUGGAUAGCAACGGGGGCUUUGGGUCGUCGCGGCGCGCGGCGGUGACGAAGGUUUAUGCGGACGCGGCGCGGUACCUGGCGGUGGAAGCCGCUGGUCCGGAUUGGACUGGGCCCAAUGUUACGCUGGUUGAUGUGUGGCGGCUGUUUAUGCUUGAGGCGGGGUGGUCAGACGACAACGCCACCAGCGGCACAUCGGAUGAGGAAUACCUUCCUGGCGACGCACGACGGGAGAAGAGCGCGGCGUUGGCGAGGUUAUUGAGUGACGGGCUGCAUUUUACGGUGGAGGGGUAUGAGUUGUUAUAUAGGGAGAUGGAAAGGGUGAUUAGGACGAGUGUGCCGGACGCUUGUCCGGAAAGGUUGCCCAUGGUGUUUCCGGAGUGGCAAGACGUUGUGGGGGAUCCGGGGUGGGAAAGGGGCAAUAACGGGGAGGGGAGGCUGUGA